AUGGCACGUGUGGCAAGCCAGGCUGUGGGUCUCUGUGCCAUCUCCUCUCGGCCCUCUCCCUGCAGAGAGGAGACCAUCACCACCGUGGUGAAGAGUCCCCGUGGCUGCCUCCAGUCCCCCAGCAAGUCUCCCUCCCUCUCGCCUUCCCGCCACCCUGCCAGUCCACCCAGGUCAGGCAUGUCGUCCCCUGAGCUGCUGUACUCACCAGGGGCCAGCCAACUCCGCAGGCCAGUGGCAGAGCUAGGCUGGAGGCCCACUGUACCCAUGCUGUGUGUGACAGAGCCUGGAGCCCACAUGCCAGCCCUGCCCAGGGGCACUGGGCCCCUCCCCAAGUGGGUGGAGGUUGAGGAAACCAUCGAAGUCCAAGUGAAGAAAACAGGCCCAAGGGGUGCAUCUCCAGCUAGAGAGGUGCCUGGCAGCUUGGAGGGGCUUCUCUUCACACUGCCUGGCGGGACCCCUGAAGGAGACCCCAAUACAAACAACUCUAACAACAAGCUGCUGGCCCAGGAGCCCCUGAACCAAGGUAGAGUCUUCUGUGUGGACUCUGGGCUGGAGAUGCCUGAGCUGUCCCUUCUUGGGGCCACCGAAGAAGCCCCCUUGGAGGUGCAGGAGGGGAGAGGUGUCUGUCUGAUGGAGGAGACUCUGGGUGCUGAUGAUCUUCAGGGCUGUGACCCCAAGAUCCUCACAUAUGAUGGCCAAGUGCUGACGCUGGCUGACCUGGAGGAUUACAUGCCCCAAGAAGGGGAGAACUUUGGCUGCAGAAGUCCCAUGCCCAGUGCUUUUGAUGAUCCACCCUGUGAGGUCUCAGUGCUCCAGAGAGAGAUCAGUGAGCCCACUGUGGGAUGUCCUGUCCAGCUCAACGUGUGGUACCCACGGGGCCCCCGAGGCCCACCUGGCUUCUUCAGCUGCUUGCCCCAGGAGACGGCUCUGUCGAGGCCUCAAGUCUUUGGCCCUGCUGGUGUCUUCUGUGUGCAGGAGGCCCAGGCUAGGGGUGCCAUGUCAUGGAAGCCAUCCUUCUGCACUCAAGUCCAUCUCUCUGUGGACAGUGGCCAGAGCAGCUUCAAAACGGAGGUUUCCACCCAUACAGUUAACUUUGGGACAGUGGGUGAGACAGUGACUCUGCACAUUCAACCGGAUGGGGAUGAGGGUCCCAGCCCCUCCCAGGGCUGAGGCUGCAACCCUCAAGGGUACAGGAGGCUGGGGGUUGAGACAUUGACUCUCUCAGAGCCAGGAUACUGCUGAUAGGACUGCAUGGGGACAGCAGAAAGAGGGGUGUGGCCUUGAGACCUAGGACCCUGACUGGCACCAGCACCUACCUGCUUCACAGCUGCCUUGGGUUUUGGGCUCAGGACAGAGGCCUAAAGCCAGCACCUCAGGACAUGUGCUCUGAUUCUCCCCUUGCUUUCCAGCAACUUGGGGCUUCAGCUGCUUGUCCUUCCACCCAGGUGUUUCCUACCUCAUAGGGUGGGGGUCUUCAGCAGAGGACACUCUAUACACAGCUAUAACCCAGAUUACCAAGAGCUGUCGGGGAGCAACAGGUAGACUAAUUCUGGGCUGUGGCCUCCCCUCUGUUUGCUGUGGCACACCCCUGUCCCAUGCCUAGGCUGCCCCCACCUUAGUGGGGGCUUCCCUGAUAGCACAUCUUCCCCAUGGACACUUUUCUCAGCCUCCAGGAAGGCCCACUGGGGUGCUCUCUGCAGAUUUCCCAGGCCUUCCCUGUAGAGUGGGCCAGGGUGUGUGGGUAGGAAG
Molecule: messenger RNA, 1749 nt
Organism: Molossus molossus (Pallas's mastiff bat)
Lineage: Eukaryota; Metazoa; Chordata; Mammalia; Chiroptera; Molossidae
Exons: 1
Coding region: 1-1170 (389 amino acids)
Source: RefSeq, a predicted model, not a curated record